This is a messenger RNA of Sporisorium graminicola, 1758 nucleotides long. RefSeq lists its product as uncharacterized. The record is from RefSeq and is a predicted model, not a curated record. NCBI's taxonomy places the organism in Eukaryota, Fungi, Basidiomycota, Ustilaginomycetes, Ustilaginales, Ustilaginaceae. The transcript has a single exon. Gene Ontology annotation, cellular component: nucleus; cytosol. Gene Ontology annotation, molecular function: protein binding; protein serine/threonine phosphatase activity. Bases 1 to 1758 code for a protein of 585 amino acids.
AUGUCCGGUUCGACGGCACAGGGCGAGUCUUCGUCGUCGAGCAACUCCACUGCGCCCUCGUCUCCCGUAGUAUCGUCCCCCUCAUCGGUCCACACCGACGUGACCCACCUCGACCAGGCCUCCGCCACCUCGGCCGACGUGCCUCCGUCACCAAGCAAGGAGGAUGUCGCGCUUCCUGUCGAGGAGAAGCAGGCCAAAGCCAAGGCAUACAAGGACGAAGGCAACAAGCUCUUUGUUGCUGGUCAGUACGAUGCUGCCAAGCACCAGUACGGUCUCGCCAUCGCCCUUGACCCUUCCGUCCCCGCGUUCUACAGCAAUCGAGCAGCCUGUGAACUCAAGCUCGAGCAGCACGGUCUGGCGAUAGAGGACGCCACCAAGGCAAUCCAGCUCGACUCGAAGUUCUCCAAGGCCUAUUUCCGCAGAGCCAGUGCGCAUCUCAGCAUCCUCGACCCCAAGUCCGCUUUGCCCGAUCUCCGCACUGUGGUCCAGCUCGAGCCCAAGAAUGCAUCGGUCAAGGCGCAGCUCGAAGCGACGGUCAAGCUCAUCCGUCGACUCGAAUUCGAAAAGGCCAUCAAGGUCGCGGAAGGUGUCAAGGCAGCAGACACCGUCGAGUCUAACCUCAAGGAAGGAUCUGGCGGCACCGUUGUCCCGGACUCGUACACGGGUCCUCGCAUCGCAGAUGGCGACGAUGCCGAUUCAGCACACCUGGGCAAGAUCGACCAAAAAUUCAUCGACGAUAUGGUGGAGCACUUCAAGAACGGCGGCAAAUUGCACAACCGCUACUCUUGGCAGAUCAUCCUUGGUGCCUUCCGUGCCCUGCAGCAGGAACCUUCGCUGGUCGACUACCAGGUACCUGAAGGCACUACGGUGGAUGUGAUCGGCGACACGCACGGCCAGUUCUUCGACUUCAUCCACCUGCUCAACAAGACGGGCAGACCGAGCGACAAGCAUGCGCUUCUCUUCAACGGCGACUUUGUCGAUCGAGGUUCGUGGUCGGUCGAGAUCGCACUCACCGUAUUCGCCUACAAGUGGCUCUACCCCAAGACCACGCUCAUCAACCGCGGCAACCACGAGACGUCCGAGAUGAACAAGGUCUAUGGCUUCGAGGGCGAGUGCAAGGCCAAGUUUGGCGGCGACCUCGCUUUCAAGCUCUUCACACAGGUCUUCAUUGCGCUUCCGCUCGCGACGCUCAUCACCGCCAGCAGGCCUCCUCUGAAGGGCGAUGACCUGCCGGCUUCCUUCUCGAUCGCUCAGCGCGAACCCAUCGUAGCGCAGGAGAGCGGCUUGAAGCGCUUCUUCGUCGUGCACGGCGGCCUGUUUUCCAAGGACGGCGUCACGCUCGACGACAUUCGCGCCAUCGACCGCUUCAAGAUCGGUCAGCCCGGCCAGGCGGGUCUCAUGAUGGAGUUGCUUUGGAGCGAUCCUCAGACAGCGCCGGGACGUGGGCCGUCGAAGCGUGGAGUGGGUCUUGGAUUUGGUCCGGACAUCACCAAGGCGUGGUGCGAGCUCAACGGCGUCACGGCGGUGCUGCGAAGCCACGAGGUGCGCAUGGGUGGCUACGAGGAGGAGCACGAGGGCCGAUGCUGCACCAUUUUUUCGGCGCCCAACUACUGCGACUCGACGGGCAAUCUGGGCGCCUUUGCGCGCAUCGACGACCAGGGCAGCAUCGGUUGGACCGUGUUCGAGGCUCAGCCGCAUCCCAACAUCAAGCCCAUGGCGUACGUCGGGAACGCCAUGAACGGUAUGCUCGGCAUGUGA